Molecule: messenger RNA, 2344 nt
Organism: Oryzias latipes (Japanese medaka)
Lineage: Eukaryota; Metazoa; Chordata; Actinopteri; Beloniformes; Adrianichthyidae
Gene: atad3
Product: ATPase family AAA domain containing 3
Biological process (GO): mitochondrion organization
Cellular component (GO): mitochondrion
Molecular function (GO): ATP binding; ATP hydrolysis activity; zinc ion binding
Source: RefSeq, a predicted model, not a curated record
UACGCAUGCGCAGAAUGUUGCAGCGUGACACGCGUGUGGAGGAAGUGCGCUGACAGACGUGCGGCGUUUGCAGCCCUCGCGCUCCACUCAGAACCGGCCAGACUGUGCUUCACGUAUCCCCGGUACCAUCAUGUCGUGGCUGUUCGGUCUGAACAAGGGCCAGCCCGAGCCGCCUCCCGGUUUACCGGAGCCGCCUCCUCCUCCGCCGCCCGCCGGAGGCUCGAGCGGUGGAGGAGAUAAACCCAAGGACAAAUGGAGCAACUUCGAUCCCACCGGGCUGGAGCGGGCUGCCCAGGCGGCCAAGGAGCUCGACAAGUCCCGUCACGCCAAAGAGGCGCUGGAGUUGGCUCGCAUGCAGGAGGGCACCACUCAGAUGGAGUACCAGAGCAAAAUCAAGGAGUACGAAGCUGCUGUGGAGCAGCUCAAAGGGGAUCAGAUCCGCAUCCAGGCGGAGGAGAGGAGGAAAACCCUCAAUGAGGAGACCAAGCAGCACCAAGCGAGGGCUCAGUACCAGGAUAAGCUGGCCAGACAGCGCUACGAGGACCAACUGCGCCAACAGCAACUGCUGAAUGAAGAGAACCUCCGGAAACAGGAGGAGUCUGUGCAGAAACAGGAGGCCAUGAGGAAAGCAACCAUAGAGCACGAGAUGGAGCUGAGGCACAAGAACGAACUCUUGCGCAUCGAGGCCGAGACAAAAGCUCGGGCGCGCGUGGAGCGGGAGAACGCCGAUAUCAUCCGAGAACAGAUCCGCCUGAAGGCGGCCGAGCACAGGCAGACGGUGCUGGAGUCCAUAAAGACUGCAGGUGCCGUGUUUGGAGAAGGAUUCAGGGCUUUUGUGUCCGACUGGGAUAAAGUGACUGCAACGGUGGCAGGACUGACCCUUCUAGCUGUGGGGGUGUAUUCAGCCAGAAACGCCACUGGGGUGGCAGGACGCUACAUUGAAGCCAGGCUGGGAAAGCCGUCUCUGGUGCGCGAGACCUCCAGGUUCACUGUAGCCGAAGCCAUCAAGCAUCCCGUCAAGACGGCCAAACGGCUGAAGAGCAAACCUCAGGACGCGCUGGAAGGGGUUGUGCUCAGUCCUUCUCUGGAGGAGCGUGUGCGGGACAUCGCCAUAGCAACAAGGAACACGAGGCAAAACAAGGGUCUGUACAGGAACAUCCUCAUGUACGGCCCUCCGGGAACGGGGAAGACGCUGUUUGCUAAGAAGCUGGCCGUGCAUUCUGGAAUGGACUACGCCAUUAUGACGGGCGGCGAUGUAGCUCCCAUGGGCCGCGAUGGCGUGACCGCCAUGCACAAGGUGUUCGACUGGGCCAACACGAGUCGCCGCGGGCUGCUGCUGUUUGUGGAUGAAGCUGAUGCAUUCCUGCGCAAGAGAGCGACUGAGAAGAUCAGUGAAGACCUCAGAGCCACGUUGAACGCAUUCUUGUACCGCACUGGAGAACAGAGUAACAAGUUCAUGUUGGUGUUGGCCAGCAACCAGCCGGAGCAGUUCGACUGGGCCAUAAACGACCGCAUUGACGAAAUCGUCAAUUUCGCUCUGCCACGCCUCGAGGAGAGGGAGCGCCUGGUGCGGCUGUACUUCGACAAAUACGUGCUGGAGCCAGCCACAGGAGGGCGCCAGCGGCUGAAGCUGGCCCAGUUUGACUACGGCAGGAAGUGCUCGGAGAUCGCCAAGCGCACGGAGGGCAUGUCGGGUAGAGAGAUCUCAAAGCUGGGUGUGGCGUGGCAGGCGGCAGCCUAUUCCUCAGAGGACGGCGUUCUGACAGAAGCCAUGAUCGACGCUCGGGUCGACGACGCCAUCAAGCAGCACCACCAGAAGAUGGACUGGCUGCACGGAGAGGAGGAAGCAAGGAGCCUGACGCCUGAACUGGCCGGGGCCACAGGAAGUGGAGGGAAGAGGGGUUUCACUCUGCCCCUCCGCCAGGCGCCGCAGGCUCAGGAGGUGAUCGCCUCAGCCGUCAGAGAAAGCCACGGCGCGGCGGCAUCCUCAGAACGGAGCCCGUCAGCGGAUGGUUCAGCCGGACGGGACUGUGUGGACGCCUCCACGGCAGAGGAGGGGGGUUCAGAGCCCCCUGCUUCCUCACCUCCCUCUGACAAGACUGGCCCCCCCCCUUCAAAGGAUGGAACUCCAGUUUGAGGUUAAGUGGGACUGUGGAUUAGAAAUGUUAGCGUCCGGCCCUCCUAGCUAACCCGAACACGUCUGUGUGGGUUCAGAGGGAGAGAGAAACCGUGAACAUAACCGUGUCUAAAGCGUUGGGUCUAAUGUAUUCAUGUUAUCAAGUCUGCUGUUUCACCAUGAAACAGGUUCACUUUUUCAUGAGAAGUAAAGACUGAUGAAUCAAAA